CAAAACGUUCGAAGCGCCUUGUAAUUGCUUUACAAGUUUUUUCAACUCUGCAGCAUCCGACAUAACUGUGGUAUGAAUCUAUCUAACUACACAGAAUCAGUUUACACUACUCGUUUAACUCUUUACAAUGAUGAGAGACCAAGAACAAUGAUCAUAGGACAUUCAGUGUUCGUGCUCUCGCAGUAGGCGCAGUUUCUCACGAUCACUCUCUUCGUUCGAUACAGCGACAACGUCCAAAGCUUUGUUCUCCACAACACGCGAUAUAUGACCACAUACGCGCUUCCCCCAUUGGAACCUCAACUCCGGCGUAAUGCUAAACGAACUCGUGCCGUCUUCGCCUCAUGCCCCGAUGACAGCAUAACAGACGAAGAAAGAAGUGUCCGCCUACGCCUAGCUGUGAAGAUUAAUGAUGAAUUUCGACAAUUUAAAGAACUUCCCCCAGCCCUGUUGUCUCAGCAGGGUGCAAUUGGACCAGCUCGACCAAAAGAAACUAGAAAAAUGAUUACAGCUAAUGGAGAUGCAGAAACUUCACGCAUGAUUGCUAAAAUCGACAAUACCCCCGUUGCCCAACCAUCCACAUUCUCUUCUACCAAACUUUCGCAUGCUCUUGCACUCCACAAGACGACGCGAACAAUAAAGCCGACAUACCAUCCACCAUGGAAACUUGUUCGUGUUAUAUCCGGUCAUCUUGGUUGGGUUCGCAGUGUAGCAGUUGAACCUGGAAACAAGUGGUUUGCUACCGGUGCUGGCGACCGAGUUAUAAAAAUAUGGGACCUUGCCUCCGGAGAACUGAAACUCUCUCUGACGGGUCACAUCUCAACAGUGAGAGGGCUUGCUGUGUCUCCGCGACAUCCGUACUUAUUCUCAUGUGGUGAAGACAAAAUGGUCAAAUGCUGGGAUCUGGAGUCGAAUAAAGUCAUACGGCACUAUCAUGGUCAUCUCUCGGGCGUUUAUGCAAUGGAUUUACAUCCAACGCUGGACGUUCUAGUGACUUGUGGACGAGAUGCUUCUGCUCGAGUUUGGGAUAUGCGCACCAAAGCCAAUAUUCACACUUUGACCGGGCACGGCGGCACAGUAGCAGACGUGAAAUGUCAAGAAUCGGACCCCCAGGUCAUCACGGGAAGCAUGGACUCGACCGUUAGGCUAUGGGAUCUUGCGGCGGGGAAGACCAUGGUGACCUUAACUCAUCAUAAAAAGUCGGUCCGAGCUUUAGCGAUACAUCCUACCGAAUAUUCUUUUGCAAGUGGAUCUGCGGGAGGGAAUAAUAUCAAGAAAUGGAAGUGUCCCGAAGGCUCGUUCGUUUUUAAUUUCAGUGGUCAUAACGCCAUUAUCAACACACUCUCUGUGAAUGCCGAAGGUGUAUUCUUCUCUGGAGGUGACAAUGGGACAUUGACCUUCUGGGACUACAAUACCGGCACACCGUUCCAGAACUUAGACGACGUGCCACAGCCAGGUUCUCUCGAAGCUGAAGCGGGUGUAUUCUGUUCUACAUUCGACAUGACUGGCACCCGGUUGAUCACCGGCGGUGCUGAUAAAACGAUCAAGGUUUAUGCGGAGCAAUCACGAUAAAUAGUGGUAACCUACAGUGGUGAUUGUACUACCAUAUAUACUUUGUAGCUGUAUCCUAUUUCUUGACACCGUGAUAGGCUUGCUCUCACUUCAUUCAGCUGCGUCACUGAGAUUUCUCGUGGUCUGA
This is a messenger RNA of Lentinula edodes (shiitake mushroom), 1696 nucleotides long. Its product is annotated as WD40-repeat-containing domain protein. Gene Ontology annotation, molecular function: protein binding. The transcript is spliced from 7 exons. The record is from RefSeq and is a predicted model, not a curated record. NCBI's taxonomy places the organism in Eukaryota, Fungi, Basidiomycota, Agaricomycetes, Agaricales, Omphalotaceae. Gene Ontology annotation, cellular component: Prp19 complex; precatalytic spliceosome; catalytic step 2 spliceosome. The coding region runs from base 265 to 1569 and encodes 434 amino acids. Gene Ontology annotation, biological process: mRNA splicing, via spliceosome.